AACAAAUUUAUUGUUUAUUCCCAUGUGGUAGAAAAAUGGACGCGCACAUGACUCUGUGAGGUUUUGAAAAUGUUUUCUUUAAGUGUUCGCAUUCGUUGAGCAGUGUAAUUUGAUAAUUUUGUGACAAAGUGGUGUGUGAAAAUGACAGAAAUGCCUCCUUAUCUUACGGUCAAAGAUGAGGAGAAAAACAGUGCUCAGGGCGACAGUGAUACUUCUUCAGACGUCGACGAUUGGGAUUUACCCCUCUGUUUUGAUAAACCUAGACACCUUGAGCCUAUAAAAGGCGCAGAGCGUGUGGAGCAUACGUGGAGAGUCAAAGAGAAGUACAAGACCCACUGUGUGGCUCUGGUGCUGUGCCUCAAUGUGGGAGUGGAUCCCCCAGAUGUGGUGAAAACCCAACCGUGUGCCAGGCUUGAGUGUUGGAUUGACCCGCAGUCGCUGUCCGCCAGCAAGGCGCUGGAGAGCAUCGGGCACGCGCUGCAGUCGCAGUACGAGCGGUGGCAGCCGCGCGCGCGCUACAAGCAGAGCCUCGACCCCACCAGCGAUGAGGUGAAGAAGCUGUGUUGUUCCCUCCGUCGCAACGCCAAGGACGAGCGGGUGCUGUUCCAUUACAACGGCCACGGCGUGCCCAAGCCCACCGCGCAGGGGGAGAUAUGGGUGUUCAACAGGGCUUACACGCAAUACAUCCCCCUGUCGAUGUACGACCUGCAGACGUGGAUGGGCGCGCCCUCGCUGUACGUGUACGACUGCUCCAACGCCGGCGUCAUCGUCGAAAACUUCAAGCAGUUCGCGGAACAGCACGAACGCGAGUACGAGGCUCAAGUGAACUCCAAGGAGGAGGGCGCCACCCUGCCGCCGCCCGUGUCGUACAAGAACUGCAUCCAGCUGGCGGCGUGCGCGGCCGGCCAGUCGCUGCCCAUGAACCCCGAGCUGCCCGCCGACCUGUUCACGGCCUGCCUCACCACGCCCGUGAAGAUGGCCAUGAAGUGGUUCGUGCUGCGGGAGCGCACGCGCGUCGCGCCGCCCGACGUGCUGGACCUCAUCGACAAGAUCCCGGGCCAGGUGACGGACCGCCGCACCAUGCUGGGCGAGCUCAACUGGAUCUUCACGGCCAUCACGGACACGAUCGCCUGGAGCUCGCUGUCGCCGGAGCUGUUCCAGCAGCUGUUCCGCGCGGACCUGCUGACGGCGUCGCUGUGCCGCAACUUCCUGCUGGCGGACCGCAUCCUGCGCUCGUACAACUGCACGCCGGUGGCGGCGCCCGCGCUGCCGUCGCUGGCGGCGCACCCGCUGUGGGCGGCCUGGGAGCACACGCUGGACCUGGCGCUGGCGCAGCUGCCGCGCCUGCACGGGCCCGAGCCGGCCGAGUACACGCACUCGCCCUUCUUCCGCGACCAGCUCACGGCCUUCCAGGUGUGGCUGGAGCUGGGCAAGUGGCGCGUGUCGCGCGCGGCGCCGGCGCAGCUGCCGAUGGUGCUGCAGGUGUUGCUGAGCACGCUGCACCGCGUGCGCGCGCUGCGCCUGCUGUGCCGCUUCCUGGCGCUGGGCGCCUGGGCGGCGCGCGCCGUGCUCAACGUCGGCAUCUUCCCCUACAUGCUCAAGCUGCUGCAGGCCUCCGCGCCGGACCUGCGCCCCUCCAUGGUCUACAUCUGGGCGAAGAUCAUCGCCGUCGACCCUAGCUGCCAAGUGGACCUGGUCAAUGCUAAAGGACACAAGUAUUUCCUGUCUGUCUUGCAAGAUCCAUCAGUUGACAGUGAGCACAGAACCCUGGCGGCGUACGUGCUGGCGGGCAUCGUCGACAACUACCCCGCCGGCCAGGAGGCCGCGCUGCAGGGCUCGAUGAUCUCCAUCUGCCUGGAGCAGCUGAACGACGGCUGCGCGCGCCUGGCGCUGUGGGCGUGCGUGUGCCUGGGCCGGCUGUGGCGCCAGUUCGACGCGGCGCGCUGGGCCGGCGUGCGCGACCUGGCGCACGAGAAGCUGUUCCCGCUGCUCAGCAGCCGCCAGCCCGAGCUGCGCGCCGCCUGCGCCUUCGCGCUCGGCAGCUUCGUGGCGGCCGGCGCCGCGCGCUCCGAGCACGCCAACGCGCUCGACCAGCAGGUCGGCGUGCAGCUGGCCGCGCGCCUGCCCGCCGACGCCUCGCCGCUCGUGCGCCAGGAGAUCCUCGCCGCUAUACAAUGGAUGGUGUUGAUAUUUGAGCAACACUUUAUCGCGGUGUACAUCCAGGAGAGAGUGCGCAAGAGUGACAGGGAGGCGGGCCGCGGCGGCCGCGUGGACCAGGGCUGGGACGCGCUCUCCGACACUCGCAACGUGCACCACCACCACGCACUGGCGCGCCACGCAGCCGCACUCGCGCUGCCCUCCAUCGGGUUCGGCUCGGUGUACAUGAAGCUGUGGAACAUCCUUACCAUGAUGUCGCGGGAGCCGCACCCGCAGGUUUCGCAGAUGGCCAACGAAAUUAUUAACUACAUUGCCAAUCAGGUGGACAGCGUGGGGCGCGAGCUGGAGUUGUCGCGGCGCGAGCCGGCGUCGCUGCCGCCGUCGCGUCAGUAGCCGGCGUCGCUGCCGCCGUCGCGUCAGUAGCCGUAGUGUGUAGUACGCAGUUAGUAGCGCGGUGUGGCGGUGUGCAGGUGGACAGCGUGGGGCGCGAGCUGGAGUUGUCGCGGCGCGAGCCGGCGUCGCUGCCGCCGUCGCGUCAGUAGCCGGCGUCGCUGCCGCCGUCGCGUCAGUAGCCGUAGUGUGUAGUACGCAGUUAGUAGCGCGGUGUGGCGGUGUGCAGGUGGACAGCGUGGGGCGCGAGCUGGAGUUGUCGCGGCGCGAGCCGGCGUCGCUGCCGCCGUCGCGUCAGUAGCCGGCGUCGCUGCCGCCGUCGCGUCAGUAGCCGUAGUGUGUAGUACGCAGUUAGUAGCGCGGUGUGGCGGUGUGCAGGUGGACAGCGUGGGGCGCGAGCUGGAGUUGUCGCGGCGCGAGCCGGCGUCGCUGCCGCCGUCGCGUCAGUAGCCGGCGUCGCUGCCGCCGUCGCGUCAGUAGCCGUAGUGUGUAGUACGCAGUUAGUAGCGCGGUGUGGCGGUGUGCAGGUGGACAGCGUGGGGCGCGAGCUGGAGUUGUCGCGGCGCGAGCCGGCGUCGCUGCCGCCGUCGCGUCAGUAGCCGGCGUCGCUGCCGCCGUCGCGUCAGUAGCCGUAGUGUGUAGUACGCAGUUAGUAGCGCGGUGUGGCGGUGUGCAGGUGGACAGCGUGGGGCGCGAGCUGGAGUUGUCGCGGCGCGAGCCGGCGUCGCUGCCGCCGUCGCGUCAGUAGCCGGCGUCGCUGCCGCCGUCGCGUCAGUAGCCGUAGUGUGUAGUACGCAGUUAGUAGCGCGGUGUGGCGGUGUGCAGGUGGACAGCGUGGGGCGCGAGCUGGAGUUGUCGCGGCGCGAGCCGGCGUCGCUGCCGCCGUCGCGUCAGUAGCCGGCGUCGCUGCCGCCGUCGCGUCAGUAGCCGUAGUGUGUAGUACGCAGUUAGUAGCGCGGUGUGGCGGUGUGCAGGUGGACAGCGUGGGGCGCGAGCUGGAGUUGUCGCGGCGCGAGCCGGCGUCGCUGCCGC
This is a messenger RNA of Spodoptera litura, 3579 nucleotides long. Lineage: Eukaryota; Metazoa; Arthropoda; Insecta; Lepidoptera; Noctuidae. The record is from RefSeq and is a predicted model, not a curated record.